This is a messenger RNA of Papilio machaon (common yellow swallowtail), 1316 nucleotides long. RefSeq lists its product as uncharacterized. The transcript is spliced from 2 exons. NCBI's taxonomy places the organism in Eukaryota, Metazoa, Arthropoda, Insecta, Lepidoptera, Papilionidae. The record is from RefSeq and is a predicted model, not a curated record. The coding region runs from base 90 to 782 and encodes 230 amino acids.
GAAGUGAAUACACGACUUUUGUGUGAAAUAUUUUAAAAUCUAAAUCUUGUCAGGUGUGCUUAGCUGCGGCCCGUAACUAAAACAACAAAAUGUUCACAUGUCCACUCUGCAAUUCAGAAUUUAACGAUGGUCCACACUGCACUAACUGUCUUAGAUCAUUUGAUUAUCGAUGUGCUGGGAUCUCAGAAGCUGGAUUCAGACGACUCGGAGAAAGAAAAGGUAACCUAAAAGAUCUGGAUUUCAAAGUCAGCCAUAUUGAAGACACUAAUAAAUCGUUGCAAGAAGAACUAAGUCGCUUACAAGCCGAUGUACGUGAAAAGGAGCAAUGGGCAAGAGCAAACAAUGUGGAAGUAAAAGGAAUUCCUCUUAAGAGAAAUGAGAAUCUAUAUGACAUAGCCUUAAAAAUAGCCUCCGUUAUCGAAUUUCCAGUAAAAAAAGAAGAAAUAAACUUUAUUUCAAGGGUGCCCUCCCAGAAAUCUGACGUAAAAUCUAUUAUAAUAUCAUUCAACAAUCGCUAUAUCAAGGAAGAUUUUAUUGCUGCGUCCCGAAGGUUUAAGGACCUAAGACUGAAGUCGCUGAAUUUUCCCGAAGAAGGACAUGUAUUUAUAAAUGACCACUUAUCGAUGUAUAAUAAGCAACUUUUAAACAAAACUAAGGUCUUAGCAAAAGAAAGAAAUUUUCAAUUUGUAUGGGUGAAGCACUGCAAGAUAAUGGCAAGAAAGUCACCAACCUCGCCUAUACAAUAUAUAAAAACAGAAUCGGACCUCAAAAAGUUAAAAUAACUAUAUUGCUUAUUUUCCCUCAAUUUAACAUAUCAAUUAAAAGUUAUAAUUUUUUAAUUGUAAAGGCGGCUCACGAGUUGGACACCACUGCGCCCUUUUGUUCACUAAUGUGUUUAUUGCUCACUAUUGAAUGGGUCAUUUUUUUGACGCUUACGAUGUUUACGCUGUGCUCGCAUUCAAAACAAUUGCUUAUUUCUUUACGCAUAAGUAUCCUUUUCAAAUGUUUUUAUGUUUCUUUUUACUUAUUAUUUGUGUAUUUACUAAUGAUACGUCUCUGUCCGCUCUGCAAAUAUUCCAUCAAUACGUGCCUAACUUAUUUACUAACAUUGUUGCUACCCUCUGUUUUAACUAUAAAGCUGAUUACUCAUAUUUAUUCGACCAUAACUACUUCGAUAUUACUUGUAAUUUAUGCAACACCUUUUUUUAACUUACUUAAUAGGUUUAUUUGUUCUCACCGGAAAAUCUUCAAUAUUACUAGACCUUUACAUUUUAAUUUUCUAUUAAUGUUAUACCUGAACCGAAAUAUGUCACGGA